Molecule: messenger RNA, 492 nt
Organism: Quercus lobata
Lineage: Eukaryota; Viridiplantae; Streptophyta; Magnoliopsida; Fagales; Fagaceae
Exons: 1
Coding region: 1-492 (163 amino acids)
Molecular function (GO): RNA-DNA hybrid ribonuclease activity; nucleic acid binding
Source: RefSeq, a predicted model, not a curated record
AUGCAGCAGUGGCGCCCCCUUGAACCUCAUUGUUUUAAGGUAAACUUCGAUGCUGCGGUGUUUCGUGCUUCAUGUUUGGUGGGUUUAGGUGUCAUUGUUCGUAACAACAGAGGGGAGGCCAUGGGUGCUCUGUCUGCGUCCAUUCCUUUGGCCCAUUCAGUGGCAGAUUUGGAAGCCUUAGCUUGUUUGAAGGCUGUUCAGUUUGCUUUAGAGCUUGGUCUCAAUCGUGUUGUGGUUGAAGGGGAUUCUACAGUUAUCAUUAAUGCUCUCCUUCAUGGUGCGGAUUGUAUGGCCAGUUUCGGCAACAUCUUAGGCGAUAUUCGGAUGCACUCUGAUGUUUUUCAAAUUGUAGAAUUUGCUUCUGUUAAUCAUAAGUGUAAUGCUGUGGCAGAUGCGCUUGCUAAGAAAGCAAAGACAGUUAGGGGGGUUCAGGUUUGGCUAUCUGAUUUGCCAGCUGAUAUUGCCCCGUUGCUUUUGUUUGAUGUUCGUUAA